Molecule: messenger RNA, 386 nt
Organism: Girardinichthys multiradiatus
Lineage: Eukaryota; Metazoa; Chordata; Actinopteri; Cyprinodontiformes; Goodeidae
Product: phosphatidylinositol N-acetylglucosaminyltransferase subunit Y-like
Exons: 1
Coding region: 1-213 (70 amino acids)
Source: RefSeq, a predicted model, not a curated record
AUGUUCUCCCUGUCCAUGAUGGUGGGACUGGUUCCCAUUGUGUCCCUGUUUGGUUUGUUCUACUCUGCCUCUGUGGAUGAGAACUUCCCUCAGGGCUGCACCAGCAGCAACAGUCUGUGUUUCUACAGCCUGCUGCUGCCGGUCACCAUCCCCGUCUAUGUCUUCUUCCACCUCUGGAGCUGGAUGGGGAUCAAGCUCUUUAGGCACAACUAGGUUGUUCUCCCAGAAAGUUCCAAGUCAGAAAAAAAAAAAAUGUUCUGAUGUAACUUGGGUUUUUCAGGCCCUUCAUUACUUGCUUGAUGCGUAUUUUUAGCUCUGCUGACAUCUCUUCACACAAGGAUGCUGAACUGUGAAGAAUCUGCAAGAUGGCGCUCCUUUGCUUUAUU